Molecule: messenger RNA, 1768 nt
Organism: Penaeus chinensis
Lineage: Eukaryota; Metazoa; Arthropoda; Malacostraca; Decapoda; Penaeidae
Product: aldehyde dehydrogenase, dimeric NADP-preferring-like
Exons: 9
Coding region: 127-1518 (463 amino acids)
Biological process (GO): aldehyde metabolic process
Cellular component (GO): cytoplasm
Molecular function (GO): aldehyde dehydrogenase (NAD+) activity
Source: RefSeq, a predicted model, not a curated record
GACGAUAAAUCUAUCAAUCCAUCUUCUAAUUUCUUUAAGCUCGUGGACCGUGCUCGCGGGGCCUUCAACGGAGGGCGCACACUCUCCGUAGAGUUUCGCCGACGGCAACUCCAGCAGCUCGGCAAGAUGUAUCGCGAAAACAGGCAGAUCUUCCUCGAUGCUCUCAAAUCCGAUCUCAAUAAGCCAAAGUUAGAAGCCACCAUGAUGGAAACCCACCACCUUGAGGACGACGUGAAUUUCAUCCUUAACCGCCUGGACAAGUGGGUGCGCACGGAGGAGGUGCCUUCGAAGGUGCCCCUGGACAAGAGCCUUAUAUACAACGAGCCCUACGGUGUGGUGCUGGUGAUGGGGGCCUGGAACUAUCCCCUGCAGCUCACCAUGUUGCCCGUGGCAGGAGCGAUCGCAGCGGGCAAUGCCGUUGUGAUCAAGCCUUCCGAAGUCUCAGCCGCCACAGCAAGCGCCAUCGCCAAGCUCGUUCCUCAGUACCUCGACAAGGAUUGCUACCCCGUGGUCUGCGGCGGAAUUCCUGAAACGACUGAACUACUGAAGGAGAGGUUCGACUAUAUCUUCUACACGGGGUCCACCACGGUCGGGAAAAUCGUAAGGGACGCUGCUAACAAGUUCCUGACGCCCACGACACUCGAACUGGGAGGCAAGAGCCCAUGCUACAUCGACAACACGGUGGACAUAACCGUGGCGACGAAGAGGAUCCUCUGGGGCAAGAUGAUCAACCUCGGGCAGACGUGUAUCGCCCCGGACUACAUCCUUUGCUCGAAGGAAGUGCAGGAGGAGUUCUUGAAGACGGCGAAGGAGGUCCUAAAGCAGUGGUACGGCGACGAUGCCCGGGAAUCGAAGGACCUGUGCAGAAUCGUGGCUGAGCGGCAUGUGGAGCGUCUGGCAACCUACCUCGAUGGUGGAAAAGUGGCGAUUGGAGGGAAAUACAAUGUGGAAGAGAAGUGGAUGGAGCCGACGUUACUGGUGGAUGUGGACGAGAAGAGCAAAGUGAUGACGGAGGAGAUUUUCGGACCGAUUCUGCCCAUCAUUAAUGUCAAAAAUCAUGUGGAUGCCAUUGAGUUCAUUAACAAGAGAGAGAAACCCCUCGCUCUCUACGUGUUCUCCACCAAGAAGGACCGACAGGAAAUGUUCAUGAGACAAGUGCCAUGCGGAGGGGUUACUCUUAAUGACACUAUUUUCCACGUUGCGAGCACCGACCUUCCAUUCGGAGGAGUGGGCAAUAGUGGCAUGGGGUCUUACCACGGCAAAUUCACGUUCGACACUUUCACUCACAAGAAGGCCUGUCUGAACAGAAGUUACAACUCGUUCAUUGACAAGGCCAUGCAAUUCAGGUUUCCGCCUUACACAGAGAAGGGCAUAGAGACGUUGACAUCACUACGAGACAAAGGCGAUGGCCCUGGAGUUCUCUAUUACCUCAAGAUAACCAUGACCCAUUUAGUGAGCAUGGCAUUAGGAGCACUUAUACUCUACCUUGUUCUUCAUUACGCCCAAGUUAGGGUCUGAUGCUGGAAAACAAGGGAUAAGAGCAUAAUUAAAAAAAAUAUAUAUGUAUGUGUGUGGAGGUUCGUGCGUGUGUUUAUAUAUAUAUAUAGCUUUAUAUUUUUUUGUGGUUUUGUAUGUGGAAUAUUUUUGUUUUAUGUGAAUAUAUAUAGUCAUAAAGUUGAAUCCAAUUUUGAAGAGAAUGUGAUGUGUGUUGUACUGGUUAUAGAAUUAUUGAUCUUAUAAAAUCUACAAUAAAUAUUUGUUGAAACGU